AUGGAAGACCUGAUGGACGGCCAGCCCAUCAAGCGCAAGCUGUUCAGCAACAAGUCUCUGGGGAAUAUCAGGGCAGCUUUGCGUCGGGGAAACAACGAUCUAUUGAUCGAGGAGUCAUCGGGUAGCAGCCCCGACCUCAAGACGACGUUGGCGCGUCAGCGCUUCGCCAGGAUGGGGCUGGCACAGACGCUGUCGUCGGCAAGCUCGGGAGAUCUCAGCGAACUAAUACCAGCCCAGAGGGCCACAUCGGAGCCAAGGAUCCUGGGACAGCUGCAUAAGCAGCCCCUUAAUGUCCUCUACCCGUCCUUGGAUGGUCUCGAGCUGCUGCGCACCCUAGGUACGGGGUCAUUUGGGCGGGUGCGGCUGGUGCGGUGCCUGUCUACGGGGCAGUUCCUGGCGCUCAAGGCACUAAAGAAAGCGGACGUUGUUCGGCUGAACCAACAACGCCACAUCGCCAACGAGAAGGACAUCCUGGCCGCAAUUCACCACCCCUUCAUCGUCGAUUUGCACGCGGUGUACAGCGACGCGACACGCGUCUACAUGCUGAUGGGCUAUGUCCCCGGGGGCGAGCUAUUUAGUCACCUGCAGAAGUCGCCACGGCGACGGCUGCCGGCCCCGGCCGCGCGGUUUUACGCGGCCAGCGUGCUGCUGGCCCUCGAAUACCUGCACGAACGCCACAUCGUGUACAGGGACUUGAAGCCGGAGAAUAUUCUGCUGGACGCUGCCGGCUACAUCAAGUUGGCAGACUUUGGGUUCGCCAAGAUCCUCGAGGAGGACAGGACGUACACAAUGUGUGGCACACCGGAGUACAUAGCGCCGGAGGUGAUUCAGAUGUUGGGCCACACCGGGGCGGUGGACUAUUGGAGCCUGGGGGUUCUAAUCUAUGAAAUGCUGGCGGGUGCCCCUCCCUUCUUGGCUGCACAGGCCGCCGGGCAGCCGGGCAGCCGCGGUGCCACGCUGGACACCUACCGCAAGAUCAUCGGGGGGCAGCUCAACUUUCCUGCCCACAUCACCUUGCCAGCAAAAGAUCUGAUACGGCGGUUGCUGGCGGCUGACCCGGGCACGCGGCUGGGCAGCCUGUCGGGCGGAGCACAGGACAUCAAAGACCACCCCUUCUUCCAGGGACUCGAUUGGGACGCCCUGCUAAGACGCGAGCUGCCGGCGCCGAUAGUGCCGGAGGUCUUACGCGACGGGGACGCGUCAAACUUCGGCCUCUACUCGGAGUCGGUGGACGUUGAAGUGCCCGCCUCGCCGCACAGCGCCGAAGCCGCUGACAGCUUCUUCAGAGACUGGCUGCACUCCGCCGCAGAACAGGGCGCCGGCACAGGGUCAGGCUCACAGUGGCUUGGCGCAGAAGUGAGCCCAUCGUCCCAUCGGGCGCCGGUGGCAAACGGGCGCAAGAGCGAGCUGUCAUCCACAGAUGACAGCAGCCUAUUCAGGCUCUCCCCCGGGGGGCCCCCAUCGCCCCCCACCGCCGGGGGGUUCCCCCAGAGCUUUGCUGACCUCAGCAUCGACGAUGUGGCGUCCAGCUCAGCGCGGCCAUCGCUGCGCAGCAUGGCCUACGAGCAGCAGGUUGCCGCUAUGGGAAACCUGGCACUUAUCGCAUAUGGAGUGGCAUUCGUGGGUUCCUGCCUAAGCUGGGUGCUCCUACUGGCCGGCACCGGGGCAUUGUAUGGCGUCUGUCCGGAGGCGUGCCUGUACUACUUUGGGCUUUCGUGGUGGUCUGUCUGCUUCCAGUUCAUCAUUCUGCUCGCCAGCGUACCUGUCGGGGCGUUGGGAGCAAAAUCGUGGAAGAGUGCAGUUCUGGCGCUGCUGGCAGCAAACACUGCAGUGGUUAUGAAGCAGGCGGAUGGAUAUUUAUCGCUGAAGGAGACAGACCCUUACUACAGCAGCUUCCCAGACCGCAUCAACACCACCAUCACAGGUUUCACACUGGUGUCCAUCUUCAACGUCAUGCUGAUUCUGGCGAUCGGGGCGGUCGAUGAAGAAUGCACAAAGAUCUCCGCACCUCAGCACUCAGCAUACUCCAACUCUGAGCCUGCAGCCUACCCGCGGGCAGGGCCCUGAAAGGGCAUGUUUUGUGUUGAAAAUAGCUGCUUUCCACGCUUUAUCAGGGGAGUAAUCUAGAAGGACUUCUUCUAAUUUGCUCCCCCUGGGUACAGCCAGUAAUAAUUGAACUGUAAUUCACUGCACAUGAGAGUGGAAGGGCCACUUGUUGUGACCAGUAAUUGCAGCUGACGUUGCUGCUUGCUUUGGGUCUGGUGAUGAGUCUCUUGAGAUACUGGGUGUUGGCAUUUGAAUGUUAGGGAAUAUUGAAUGCAACCAAGAUGCACAUGGGACAAAAUAAGGCGUCGUUGAAAUAAGGAGCUAUAUCUUUUGUUCAAGAUUGCAGGCUAGGGGUGAUUGCCUGCCUUGCAGGGUUAGUCAUGAAGGCCAGCUUUGCAAGGGAAAGGGGCAUGUACUGCAUUGUGUAGCAUGCACAUGCAAGUGCCAUAUCCGCGCUCAGUUGCUCUGAUCUUAUCAGCACUGUGUCAAGCAUGAUAGUCAGUCCAGAGUAUGUAGGAGUACUGUCUGCGUGAAGAAUUCUGUGUUUAUCUCAAUGACGGCUGAAAGUGAGCCUGAAAGCAUGCCGCUUGACACUGAUUGACUUGAACAAUGACUCUGCACUUGCAGAAUGAUGGUGAGGAUGAGAGUGGCAUAGCAAUUAAUUACGUUGCAAUUUGUACAAACGUACAAACGUGUAAUAAUAAUAAUAAUAA
Molecule: messenger RNA, 2759 nt
Organism: Coccomyxa subellipsoidea C-169
Lineage: Eukaryota; Viridiplantae; Chlorophyta; Trebouxiophyceae; Coccomyxaceae
Product: kinase-like protein
Exons: 13
Coding region: 1-2067 (688 amino acids)
Biological process (GO): peptidyl-serine phosphorylation; signal transduction
Cellular component (GO): cAMP-dependent protein kinase complex
Molecular function (GO): cAMP-dependent protein kinase activity; ATP binding
Source: RefSeq, a predicted model, not a curated record